ACACCGCAACUUGAGGGAGGGAGUCAGGGAGGGAGGAUAUAUGUACAUACUGGCGCAGCGCUACGGCAUUCGAUUGGAGGGCAGCAGCAUCCUCUGACCUGCCAAACUGCCCCCAGCAGCAGCAGCGGAGCCUUGGCCAUUUCCUCCCUUCCAAGCACCGCCAAUCUUGUCCGACCUCCCUCCGCGUCCGCCGCGGUGCCGAAUCCAAGAAAGACACACCACAGGUGGUGGCCGUGGCACAGGAGCGGGAAGCUCGGGGAGAGGAUUAGACUGACUGACGCGACAAUGGGGGCUUCCUCUUGUUCCUCCGUGCGGCUGCUGCUGCCGCUGCUCUGCCUGCUGGGCUUCUGCUUCGCGGCGAGCCACCAGAAGUCGGACUCCUGCGACGGGGACCUCCAGGUGGCGCGCCUCGUCCCCUUCGACACCGACGCCUUCCACUGCAUCACGCUCUGGAAGGACGAGGACUUCAUCCUCAGGUACAAGAACACGGGGUCGAGCCAGUGGAGCUUCGUGCUGUCGGCGCCGGAGAAGAGAUCCUACGUGGCGGUCGGGUUCUCGGGCAAGGGGGGCAUGGUCGGCAGCAGCGCCAUGGUCGGCUGGUCGUCGGGCGGCAAGGGCGUCGCCAAGCAGUACUACCUGCAGGGCAGGAGCCCGGAGGCCGUGACCCCGGACGACGGCCGGCUCACCCUGGUCAGGAACCGGACCGUCGCCGUGUCCAAGUCCGGCCGGCUCUACCUGGCCUUCGAGCUCAGCACCGACCGCCCGCAGCCGUACCUGAUCUACUCCGUGGGCUACGAGGGCAGCCUCCCUUCCUCCUCCGACUACACGAUCCAGAUGCACCGCGACAUGGGCUCCCGCUCCUUCAAGUUCGCCUCCGCGUCGCCGUCUAGCGCCGGCGGCGAGUCGGGCGAGGAGGGGUUCCCGGCGAAGAGGUGGCACGGGCUGCUGUCCAUGAUGGGGUGGGGCGUGCUGCUGCCGAUGGGCAUGAUGGUGGCGCGCUACUUCCGGCGGCAGGACCCCUACUGGUUCUACGGCCACAUCGCCGUGCAGGGGCUCGGCUUCCUCAUCGGCAUCGCGGCGGUGGUCCUCGGCUUCCGCCUCAACGGGGACGGGCUCAAGAACAUCGUCGUGCACAAGGUCAUCGGCAUCUCCAUCCUGUCCAUGGCAUGCCUCCAGGUGACGGCGGUGCUGGCGCGGCCGGACAAGACGUCCAAGGUGCGUCGGUUCUGGAACUGGUACCACCACAACAUCGGGCGCGUGGCCAUCCUUCUCGCCAUGGCCAACGUCUUCCUCGGCCUCACCAUCGCCAAGGAGGUGAGCGCCUACAUCGUCUCCUACGGCGUCUUCGUCGCCGUCUGGAUCAUGGCCGUCGCCGCCUUCGAGUUCAAGCGCUACUACGAGGACGACGACUGAUGACCCAUCCAUCACCCUUCAUCCUACAUGGAGGCGGCGGUCGCAUAGAGAGAAUUAAUUUGGAGCGGCUAUUACCAAACGGCAUUGUUUGUGGUAGCUCACCUCGCAGCUUGGGCGGAUGGCGAAUUUGAGGAUUCUGUUGUUAAAAAUAUAUAUUCUUUUGCGGUAUAGGAUACGGAACAGGGGUGACUGAUGUCGCUAAGCCUAAUUAGCCGGACGCUCUGAUUCAUAUUUGUACAUUGGUACAUGGUGUUAUUAUUGUUGUACCCCCUGCCUUUUGGUUGCUUGGUA
Messenger RNA from Aegilops tauschii subsp. strangulata, 1704 nucleotides. Its product is annotated as cytochrome b561 and DOMON domain-containing protein At3g07570. The record is from RefSeq and is a predicted model, not a curated record. Lineage: Eukaryota; Viridiplantae; Streptophyta; Magnoliopsida; Poales; Poaceae.